AUAUACAUGUAUAUCAAGGCGGCAACAGUCGAGACCAAUUUGUACCAAUGAAUGGCAAUACAGAUGUGUACAUGAUCCACAACGGAGUACGGUGCCAGCACACCCCCAAUAUUUUUAGCUAGUUCGGAUAGGAGUAAGAAUGGAAAGAGACAACUUCCAACUAUUCAGCCUGACCUAGACAGUGACAAUCAAGCCACCGACGGCACCGGCCCAACACUGAACAAGAAAACGAGCUCCACUAAUUGGCAUUUGCUUCAGCAGAACACCAUCGAUGACUGUUCACCAGGAAACUCAGGUUUGGUAUCGGUUCCUGGAAAUCUGAACCCACCCCACUCCUUGUAAUUACCAUGCCUAAGAAGAAGGAAUCAUAUAAAGCUAGGAAGAGGCCAAAAUCAUCCGCAAAGUGCAGAUCAGCACACUCAGAAGAUGAGAACAUUAAAGGACCCAGUACCCAUCCCCAAGGGACACCGGGAAACAGAGAAGAAACUUUUCCUGUCAUGGAUGCAGCCACAGCAAUGACCGAAGUGAGACUUGGAGGAGACGAGAAUCAAAGGGCCAAGAUGACCCAUCUCCAAAACGACAGUGCUCAACUUGUUACUCAACCUUCAGGGGUCAAUGAAGUGCAAAUGGAUUUGCUGGACAGCUUGCCAGGACUGACUGAACUUGCGUUGUGGAAAGUAAGUGAGGUCAUUUCACCACACCGAAUCCUGCCUUUGGGACUGAGACUUGGUCUCGCUAACACAAAAUUAGGAAACAUUGUUGGUAGUAGUAUGCAGCAGGAAGAGAAAACCUUCAAGAUGUUCUAUGUAUGGGACAGGAACCAAGAAGGUGAUCAGUCCAAGUUUCUCUUUAGGGUCCUGACAUCAGAAGAGAAGCUAGACCAGGACCAGGUCUUUGAUAUGUUCUUUGAGAAACAGCAUAUAUGUCAAGGGUUCUUUGGCAGAGAUUUCCAAGACUUCCAGUUGCAUGAGAUUGCGGAGGAAUUACAUGUCGAUAAGCUCAUCCCUUUGAGUCUCCGACUUGGCCGGACUUAUUCAAGGAUCUGCCAUGUUCGCGAAGACAGCAAGUCUCAUUCUGUAAAUGCGUGCUACACAAUUAUGAUGCUCUGGCGCGGGGAGCAGACUACUCAGAUCGACCAGUUUGAAUCUCUUGCAAGAGUUAUGGAGGCCUGCCAAGAGAAGAAAUUAGCUUACCAGAUUCGCCAGAAUCACUUUGGAGUCACCAAUGAGAACAAGACCUUGCUCAUCAGUGAAGAACAACACAUGGAGGGGUUGGGUGAAGUUCAGCUCAAUGUGUCCCAUGCCAACAAGCUGGUUAGGGAAGAAGCCCAAGGCAGGCUGCAAGCUGUCCUAGAAGCAGGUAUUUCAGAGACUUGUGUGGUACUAUCUCCCGGAGGGGAAAUAGCAGAAUUUGUCAAAGGGCUAAAGGAAUGUAGCCUGUUUUUCAAGCGUCACUCAGCUAUGGUUAAGUCCCUCGAGAAGACCAUAGGACGAGAUGGAAUGUACAAGUUGAUUGGAUUCACCGUGGAUUCUAUCCACUUCCAUGUGAAGGUGUAUACCAUAAAAGGGCUACGUGCCCUACAAAUGGACAUCCAAAGUGGCCGCAUCGGACAUGAGCUUGGCAAGGUACUUCUCUCUGAAAAAACCAAGCAGCAGUUUACAGAAGACAUUGUUUUAGAUGUUACUUCGGAAGGCGGUGCUUGGAAUCUCCUUUCAUCUGCAGUCAAUGAUCUGCUUCCAUCGAACACUAGUCCGUCAACAGAGUUAGAGCCGAGGCAAGAAUUGAAAGUAGACAGAGCCCCGCCGAUUGAUCUCCUCUCAUCUGAGAAACGAGAUGUUGAGCAAGCCACUGUCCAUUACCAGGAGGAAGAGGAUUCUGAAGUCCAAAGUGGUAGUGAUUCUUUGUCAACACCCAAAGAAGGUUCUUCAAGGCCAUUUCAUUCACCAAGUAGACGAGAGAUGUCAAGUGAUGUUACGCUGAAAGGAAGAGAUGCGGAAACGCACGUGGAGACACCAUCAGCAGGUGAAGCACCAAGAAGGAUGGAAGACUGGACAGAAGAAGAGGUGGCAGUCUGGCUGAAAACUGAUGUACAUUUUUCAGAUGAAAUUGUGUGUAAGUUUGAAGGGGUAGAUGGUUACACAUUGGUGCGGUAUACCAGUGAUGAAUUAAAAGAAGAUCAUGGGCUUGCCCCAGGGUAUUAUAGAAGACUGCUAAAAAAGAGGCAGGAUUACCUUGAAAAAGAACAGAUGCGUUUGGAAACCACUCCCAAAUAUGUAUCUUCUAAGAUUAGGUAUGGUAACUCAAGGGACAGCACAUCGGAGAGUGUACCUAGCCCUGUCAUAGUAGAUUCUUCCCCUUCUCCAUCCAUAUCCUCAGAUGCUAAUGAAAAGUUUCAGCAAUCAGAAUACAUGCAGAUAUCAUCUUCACUAGCAACAUGCAAUGUCAGUGAUGAAGGUAAGAAACAGACCACAAUAUCUGCUUCUCAAACAGUAGAACCUGAUGCAUCAUUUGAUGUUGGAGAGUCUACUCAGGACAUGGAGCCAGAAUGCAGCCCAUCUAUUACUUCCUCACCACCAAAUGCAGCAGAAGUGGUUUCACCAUUGCCCCAGUGUGGGUAUCCAGAAGUGCCUGAAGAUUCCAGGCUUCUAGAAAUUACAGGCAAGAAAGAAGCCACAAUAGCUGCUUCUCAGACGGAAGACCCUGAUACAUCUCGAUAUGCUGUAGAGUCUACUCAAGGCAUUAAGCCAGGAUGCAGCCCUUCCGUCACUCCCUCAAGAACAAGUGCAACAGAAGUAGAUUCAACAUUGCCUUUAUAUGGUCAUCCAGAAGUACAGGAAACCCUACAUUCUUCAUCUGAGACUGCAGGGAUGGAGGAAAACUCAAAUACAGAGAAAAGGCUUACCAAUCUUCUUCUUGGGUCUGACAAAGGUGAACUUGAUUCAUCCUUUUAUCCAGUUCUGGUUGUGAACACGCCCUCUCAACUGAUGAAUUCUGCAGAGGUUGGGGACCAGUUUGGUUUCAUGGCUUCUGUCAACUGGAAUGCUGUCUUUGAUUGCAAUGCAGAUUCCAACAAGGUAGGGCUCUGCCAGUAUGUGAAUCAGAGGAAAACUAUCAAGAUCUUGAAUGCAGAUAAAUUCACAGAGACCAAGGAUGUAGAUGAGCUCAGAGAGGGAAUCGACUUUCCCGAGAUUCCUGUAUGGGUAUUCCCUAACGGUCGGAAUGAUGUGAAUGUGAAGGGAAUGGACAAGUUGUCAGAUAUAGACUGGAUGAGAGAGAGAUCGCAUGCAGUCCUAAACACUGUCCGGUUCUUCUCUGACCCUGGUGUCAUUCCACCAGGCAGAGCUGUUGUUGUGUUCCUUCUUCUUUCAUACUCCGAUAUCAUGGUGAUGACUCAGUUAUUCAGGGAGUUCUACACUUCCAAAUCCUUCCGAGACCUGAAACGUUUCACAAUCAUUGCAGAGGAUCGAAGUGUAAUGCAUAGGUGGAUUCAGCAUCUUGAAAGUCAGAGCAUUGUUUCAAGCAAGACUAUGAUGGAAAGAUGUCUUGGGGGAGUGAAAUGGCAAGAGAUCAACACAUAUAUGAUGAGACUUCUAGGAUCCUGUGAAACUGGUUUGCCAGUUCUUCCAAUGGUUCGUAGAGGACAGUGUGAGCUCAUGAAGAAACAUCAGAGUCAAUGGUCAGACAUAACAGUCUUAGCAAAAAAUGAGUGUGAAAACACAUCUAUGGAUGAGAGUAACCCAAAUUUCUUGGAUUUUGUUCAAGAGAAAGAGUCUCGAUUCUACCAAGGCCAUGGGGUUGACUGGUGGAAUUUCUAUCUCUCAGAAGAUAAGUUUAAUAGAGGCAAGGGGUACAAUCAUGUGUUGAAGCGCCAGAACUAUACAAGACUACAUGAUAGUGUUCUGAAAAUUCUUGCCUCCCCAGGCAAGAAAGUUGACCACAUUUCCAUGGCAACUGUCUUUCAUGAACCAGGUGCAGGAGGCACAACCGUAGCAAAGAACCUCUUGUGGGACUUCCACCAAGACUACAGAUGUACAGUUGUCAAUAGGGUUACCAAUGACACUGUGACUCAGAUUGUAGCUUUUCACAAAUAUGGGUACGAGGAAGGCCAAAAGCCAGGACCCGUUGUCCUUCUCUUUGAAAACUUGGAAUCUGAGAUCAUGCGGUCAUUUCUGAUAAGCCUGGAAAGAGAAACUAGGUAUUUAGAAGACAAUGGAGUGGCUUUUGUACUCAUCCAUUGCAAAAGGACAUCAGAACCUCAACUUCUUCUGAAAAAGGAAAAAUCGAAGUUAUGUGUUUGUAUCGAACAUAAACUAACAAACAGAGAGAAAUGUUGGUUCACAGAAAAGACCAAAGAUCUAGAGAAAAGGAAAGUGUUCAGUGAAGAAAGUACUCCUCAACUCCUUCUUGCUUUCAUGGUCAUGAAAAAGGAAUGCGCCCCAGAUUACUUGAAAGAUGUUGUCAAGGCCAUCCUCCCACGUGUCGACUCAAAAUCCAACAAGUCACUUCUAAAUGCUGUCAAUCUGUUGAAGUAUAUUGCUGUAGUGCAGUUGUACAACCCUGAUUUUGCUAUGCCUGUUUCAGCCUGUGAUGGUUUCAUGCAAACUCGAUAUAGAAUCACAUCCACAGGUCAGCAUCGAACAGUAGGCCCCUGGGAGAAAGAUAGGGAGCCAGUUCUGAACCUUCUUCUCCUUGAAGAAUUCAUUCAAGAUAUCGAUGGCUGUGUCAAAGGCCUUACAGUUGUACAUCCUGUUAUUGCAAAGGAGAUAGUGCAUCAACUAGGCGAACAAUUCCAACAACGCCCAGCUGACAUGAUUCUUGAACUUCUCGAAAAGUCAACAAUACUGGAUACUUUAUCUUACAGCAAAGGCUACAUUCAGAAGGUCUGCCGAGAUUUGAUGGUAAGGAGACUGAAAAAAGAGUAUGGAGAUGAUAAAGAUACUGACUUUGCACCAUUUAUUGAAGAUGUUUAUGAAGAGGAUAGAGAGAAGGCAUUCAAGAUCAUGGAAGUUGGUAUCAAGAAAUUCAAAGAUCCAUUCAUUGCACAGCAGAAGGCACGACUCCACAGCAAAAGGGAGGAUGACUCGGAUAAUGCUGAAAAGGCAAUUGAUAUUGCACUUGGCAUUGUUAGCAAUAACUCGUACUUGUGGGACACUAAAGGGAUCAUUUUGCGGCAGAAGAUGAUAAAGUAUGAGCGCAGGGGAGACCAGGAGUUCUUCAAUGACCAUGAAAUGCAGGAGUUGCUGGAUGUCUUCAAGGAAUCUUGUUUAGCAUUUCAAAAAGCACAGAAGGCAAUGGAAGAGGAAACACGAAGAAGAAAUUAUGCUGGGUUUGUAGGUGAGAUCUUCUGUAUCUCAAAACUCCUGGAAAUUGUGGAACAAAGGGUGAGACCUUUCUGCUACAGGAGUAAAGGGUUGGAGACUCUGAGGAGGUAUCUAAUGACAGAAUUUAUCCCUUCAGAGCUCAACCUACCUUCACUUCGUGAAUUCAGUGAUACUAUGAAAUCACUGUCCGGGAGGAUUGACAUAUUACUUGACCGUUUCACUGACUACUUGUCUCAGUGUGCACAACAACGAUUCAGUGGAUCCUCAUACAGACUCUAUGAUGAUAAAUUGGAGAAAAUCUACACCACCAGGAACCAAUACUUUGCUGUAUCUGAGAAGAUGCAUUACACUGUUGAGACUGCAUAUGCAAUGAGGCGAUCUGAAGUGAAAAUGAUGAAUGCAGAUGGAUACCAACAUAUCUUUGACAUGGCCUCGCAGCAGAAAGUAAGAAAACUUAAGAACGUUCAAGCUUUGCUCAGACAAAACCUUGGUGGCCCAAGUCUCUUUGACAUCAGAAACUAUGUCUUUACCAUUUUUGCCUUGUCUGUCUGUUCCAAUGAAGAGUUAAAUGAAGAGGAUGCAAGAAAGUCAGUGAACAUCCUGAAGACGAUGGAGGCUGAACAGGGUAGUGGGUUCUAUGGCUUGUUCUUUGAGAUGCUCUUGAAUUGGCCAGAUGGAACACCCGGAAAAAGAAUCGUGCCAAUCGGAAUGACAAUUAAGCAGCUGGAAAUCAUGUGGAAAGAGCGAUACCGCAAUAGGGAGUUCGCAGACUCAAGACACAACCUCCCCAGGCGAUCAAAAAUUCGUCAAAACCACAGCCCUUUAAAGGCUUCAACAGAGUUUUAUCUUGGACUCGAGAGCAGAAAGUCACGAUUUGUCCAUCGGAAGUCUAUUGGAAGGAUCACCUAUGACAUAUGGAAAGAAGAUUCUAUCAAGAAGAGACUCAAGAGGUUAGAUGGUGUCCUGGACAGCAAGCACUUUGUCCUGUAUAACCCAGAUGGAGAAGAACCAAUGAAGAUUCCUCUGUCCCUACCCAUCAAGGGUCUCCCUAGCCAAGAACCUGUUCAGUUCUACCUAGGGUUCUCAUUUGCUGGCCCCUUGGCAUAUGACGUAGUGUACAAGGACAACAGGGAGACUCCUUUCAUUGCAAAGGAGAGUUCUGCAAACUAUCCUAGCUAUGUUAAUGAACUGCAUGAUAUUGAGGAAGGGUCUGGUAGCUAUGAAUUCUAAAAUUCUCUGUUACAGAACCACGGGCUGCUAUAGAUUCAGAGAAAAGUGUCUUACAUCUAUGCUCUGUCAUGCCUCUAUGUCUUUCAGAGUAGACAUUCUGUGAAUAAUUUCAUGGCUUGUUAUGCAUAGCAGAAACCAAGAUGAAGGAUAUCUGAAUAUGUUUUAUGUAAAUUGCUUCAGUGUUUCAUUUGUAAAUGCUGUAUUUCAUGAUUAGCCUGUCAUCCAUCAUAGUCCCCUUUGCUUAAUGACUUCACUGUGUUUUAAGGCGUGAGCAAAUACGAUGAAAUUUCAGGCUUUCUCUGAAUAUUAACUCUGAAUACAAUCUUACUUAGUGUUUACGAAAAAGUUCAAUUGAAUGAAGGCUAAUUUAUGCUUUAGUGAACCUCAACCCCCUCCCCUCUCCAAUGAAUGUCAUAACAUGUACAUAGAGUCUUAUAGGAAAGUCUUAUAGGAAUAGUACUUUAUAAACCAGUGAUGAAAUAAACAGUGUUUUGAGUUUGAAAUGUUCUGAUUUUACAUCAAAAAGUAUUUUGAUUGAGUUCCUGAUCAAGAUAUUCCAGAAGUAGAAAUAAUUCCUAUAAAUAUGUUUAUCUAGUAUACUUCUUAAGAUUGGAAUGAGUAUUAUGCUUGCAUAUUUCAUUGGUUCAAAGGCAGAUUCUACAUGUAGAUUUAACGCUUGUUGUAAUGUAAGGAGAGUUUCAUAAAAGGACAAUCAGAUAUCUAGAAUGUACAAAUGGUUUGAUCAGAAACUUAUUUUGAAUUCAAACACUGAUUCUUGCCGGUAAUGCAUAUAGACAUGAUAGAGUAACUGAGCAAAUUAUGUAACUCAGUGGGAGAAAAGGAAAGAACUUCAGUAAUCAAUUUAUGCAUUUGGCAAAGAGGGGUGAAUUUACCUUUAUUAACUGUGGAUUGUUGUCAAUUGAUACAGAAAUGUAGCAAGUUCUUUUCUUUUUAUCUAGACAUCUACUAUUACCCAGCAGAAACUAGCAACACAUUUAUGUAUAUUAUGUUAAAUCUUCUUCAUCAAUGUAUACAGAUAUUAAGCGUGUACUGAAAUAGCCAAAACGUAUUGUAAAUGAUAUGUGAUUUUGUUUAAACUGCCAAUAGGUGUCAAUGAUACUUUCCAUCCCCUUCAAAUAUUUAUUGUAAAUAGUAAUAUAACACAUGUGUCAAUGUUCUGACUAGAUUUACAUACAACUACCGCUUUUUAUUUUUAUUUUUGCAACACAGGUUGUCUGAUGUUUAUAUUUUGAAAUUCAAUGUACUUUUUUAUGUCUUCUACAGCUUGUUACAUUGUUUUUUGUGUGUGUUUUUUUAAUAUAUUGAUGUGAUUAUGGGCGCAGUACAUGUACUGUGAGUGCCACUGUUAUAAAGAUGUCUGCUCAAAUGAAAUAAAUAAACAAAAUAAGCAUAUAAUUACUUAUCCACAAAUAUCAGUAGGAUAGACAUGUUAAUUGAGCCUUCCUUCACGAAGGACAUUUGUGACUCGGAUAAUGUUAUGAGAUAGUAGAAGAAGGACCUAUCUACUUUAACAUUAUUUUUUUUGUACAUUUUUAUGCCUUUAGAACUCUACAGAGUGGAUUUAAUUGAUCAUAUUUGUUAAUAUUGUCAUUAUUAUCCUUAUAUCCAGUGUUAUUCAUCUUUGAUAUCUGUUACAUUUCAAAUGUAUUGUAGCCUAUUGGCUAUCCAGUUUAUGUAUAGGCCUAUUAUUUAAUGUUGGAAUAAUACUGCUGGAUGAGAUUCUACAGGGUGUAUUAUGAUGUAAAAUGUGCUUCUUUUAGAAUAAGAGUAAUGUCUGUUUCAGUUUACAUACAGACUUAUGUAAGGUCCACUUGGUUUGUGAGUGUAUUGAUCUUUAUGAUAUUUGUAUUUGUGUGUUUAUUCUUUCAGUGAUUGGUUGAUUAGUGAAUGCAAUCAAUCCAUCGUGACUUAAAAAGUAGCCAUGAUUUUAUUCAAAAUGUAAUACAAUUUUAUACGACUUUCUCCUACAAUGCCAACUAUUUGAUAUAUCUGGAUACGUGACACGUAUAUGAAGUUAUUAACAUGCAGUAUGCAAUUGACUCAAUCACUACACCACGUGUUAUUCAGAUAAUAAUUUUUUUUUUAGUAUUUGAAUUAUUGUGAUUUCAUAUAGUUUUAAUGGUAUACAUGAAGAAAAUCAAUUUUUAUCAGAAUAAAGAUAUUUUUUUUAUUUCA
Lytechinus pictus (painted urchin) is the source of this 8747-nucleotide messenger RNA. Its product is annotated as sterile alpha motif domain-containing protein 9-like. The record is from RefSeq and is a predicted model, not a curated record. Lineage: Eukaryota; Metazoa; Echinodermata; Echinoidea; Temnopleuroida; Toxopneustidae. The transcript is spliced from 8 exons. Bases 348 to 6551 code for a protein of 2067 amino acids.